Pseudovirgaria hyperparasitica is the source of this 1974-nucleotide messenger RNA. Its product is annotated as putative cytochrome P450. The transcript is spliced from 4 exons. Gene Ontology annotation, molecular function: monooxygenase activity; heme binding; oxidoreductase activity, acting on paired donors, with incorporation or reduction of molecular oxygen. NCBI's taxonomy places the organism in Eukaryota, Fungi, Ascomycota, Dothideomycetes, Acrospermales, Acrospermaceae. The record is from RefSeq and is a predicted model, not a curated record. The coding region runs from base 1 to 1530 and encodes 509 amino acids.
AUGUCUUCAUUGCACACGUCUCUUGCAGCUGCGCUUGUGGCCUGGCUCUUCUACCUCCUAGUCUUGACCGUCUACCGACUCUUCUUCCAUCCGUUGGCAAGGUUUCCUGGUCCUGCUUACGCUGCUGUUAGUCGCUGGCACGAAUGGUACUAUGAUGUUUACCUCGGAGGAAAGCUCAUCUUCUGGAUUGAGCAUCUCCACAAGGUCUACGGCCCAAUCGUGCGCAUUACCCCAGACGAGGUCCACAUCCUAGACGCAGACCUCUGGGAGACGCUUUACACGAAAGCAGGGCGGGUCGACAAGUACCAGUAUAUGUCACCUCGCUUUGGAAAUGAGAAUUCCGUCUUAACCACUGCCCCGGACGCUCUUCACAGGAUUCGAAGGAAUGCCUUGAAUCCUUUCUUUUCUCGUCAACGAAUCGUUGACCUUCAGACCAUCAUCAAGGGGAAGCUCGACAUUCUCAUUCGCAAAGUCCAGACUGCGAAGACGAACGGGCAACCCAUUGUCAUCAGCCGUGGUUUUCAGGCCUUUGCCGAAGAUGUGAUCAUGAACUAUACAUUUGCUCAUGACUAUGAUUCCCUCAACAAGCAAGACUGGAAGCCCAUCUUACAUGAUUCUUUCCAAGCUGUCAGUAUCAGCGGAAACAUGGCUCUCCAGUUCCCUUGGAUUCCAAAGAUACUCAAUGCGUUGCCAAAGAAGUGGUUGGCGAAGAUUGAACCUUUAUAUGAUCUGAUCUUCCGCAUGCAAGCGAUCAAAGCUCUAAAGUCUGGCAUGAGUGACGAGCGCAUUGCAAAGGCUGGUCAUACAACUAUUCUGUCCGAGUUGUUAAGAGGCGACCUGCCUGCGGAAGAGCUUUCGAAUCUACGCCUCCAAGAUGAAGCCCAGCUCAUAAUUGGCGCUGGCCUUGCGACGACUGGGUGGACUUUGAGCUUGGGCAUAUAUUAUAUUCUCUCGAAUCCAAAUGUGCUGCACACUCUACGCAAAGAGCUGAACGAUGCCAUACCAGAAGCAAACCUCCGCAGUCCAAGUCAACACCUCGACUGGACUAAGCUUGAACGUUUGCCAUACCUCAUGGGAUGUGUCCGUGAGGCAGUGCGCUUGUCCUACUCUACUACAUCACGUAAUGCGCGCAUUUUCAAGACACCCAUCCAAUUCGGGGACUGGAGCAUUCCUGCUGGCACACCUAUCUCAAUGACGAUCCCUUUCCUCAACCACAAUGAGGAGAUAUUCCCAAACUCAUAUGCCUUUGUACCAGAGCGAUGGAUAGGUAAUCCGAAAGCACCGAAUGGUUCAAGCCUGGAAAGAUACUUUGUUGGUUUCGGCAAAGGCUCAAGGUCUUGUUUGGGCAUCAACCUUGCUCAAGCUGAGCUAUACCUCACAUUCGCCGCAAUGAUCCGUUAUUUUGACCUCGAGCUUUUCGACACAGACAAGACUGAUGUGGACAUGGCACAUGACUUCUUCCUGCCAUUUCCCAAGCUCGACAGCAAAGGUAUCAGAGUUCUUGUCAAAGACGACAAGCUGUACCAAUGACGAUCGACUACAAAUGAGACCUAUGUAAUCGACGUUCUAAAGGCUGCUGCAUGGCCAAUGCAACACCAACACGUCCCCUAGGUUUAAUAAUAUCGAAUGUAUAGUUUCUAAUACAUUCGCUCUACCUACACUCUCUAAGGUCGAGAAGUAAGGGUGCUCCCAAUGCAACACAGAUUGAGUCACGUCAUCGUAACUUGACAAGAUGUUCCCUGUCAAGACCACUUAUCGCCAUCUCGUGUGCAAACUGCGCCGCAUAUUGACCAUCACACGACUUCUCGUAGGAGCCCUAUCCAGACACCACGACUUCACCGCCGCUCGUCUGCCCUCGAAUCGGCGUCAACACCCACCAUCACACGCCUCACGAUGCUCCUGGUUCCCUACUACCACAGGCUGCCACAUGCUGUACACACCCGGAUACAAACUGCUUUAGCCAGGGAAAGCAAG